Molecule: messenger RNA, 1152 nt
Organism: Paramacrobiotus metropolitanus
Lineage: Eukaryota; Metazoa; Tardigrada; Eutardigrada; Parachela; Macrobiotidae
Exons: 3
Coding region: 1-1152 (383 amino acids)
Source: RefSeq, a predicted model, not a curated record
AUGGCUGUGGCAGGCCUCGAAGCCCUGCUCACCUCUACGAGGACUGAGCUGGCCAAAGCCAAGGAUGACUUGGCUACGGCCCGGACCACCAUUGAUGACACCGACUGUGAGGCGGACCGCCUACAGAGGGAAAACGAGCGUCUUACUGAAGACUUGGCCAACCUGCAGGACGAAAUCAACCGCCUGCGGAACGGCUACAACCUCCUUUAUGAGAGCCAUCAGAAUCUCAUGAAGGCCAUCCAACAAGGAGGACUGUCGAGCCAAGCGGUUCAACAGAAGGAGGCACAGAACGGCCAACAAGACCGGAUCAUCGUUUUGGAGGCCAAUAAUGCCGGCCUGGUCAAAGACUACCAGGCGGCCACACAACGUAUAACCGAAAUGAACGAGGAACUGGAAAGGCUAAGCACGGAAAACGCCUGCUUAGAUGCGGAGAAAUCACAUCUCGCAGACAUAAACUCCGAGUUGUCCGCAGAACCACCGUCCUACCAUACCUUUCCAGACUCGGGCACACAACGUCGACAAGAAAAAGUCGACGAGGCUUUGCGGCAGGGCCAACGCUUUUACCGCGAGCCAGUGUAUCACCAACAGAAUUACCACGUGAAUAUGGCUGUGGAAGGGCCAUCGGUUGGAGAUCCUCCAAAGGGGCAAACCAUACCCGCGCCUCCCAGCCCGGUGGACCGCGGAACAUCAACGGCGACAACAGAAACUUCUGUACCUCGAAAGGCCAAACCGGAUUUCGAGACACCGGCGCUGACAAAGCUUCAAAACCAGCCAUUAGCCGCUAUUGACCCAGCUUUGACCCCGGCGGAACCGGAAAAAGGGACAUCCGUCACGGACAAGCCAAAGGCAACCGAAGAGCCAAAGGUGGCCCCGGCACCUAAGGAAAAGCCCAAUAGACCAAAGACGCCCAAGAAGCCUAAGGCAACCCUUACGGCUCAGCAAGUCCUGGAAGAGGACGAAGUUGCUGAAGAUGAGGCGGAUAAAGACUUGCUCACUCGCAUAACCACAGGGCGGGAAAAAUCAGAGAAAGUCUCAAAGGACAAAAAGCAGAAGUCCAAUACGGUCCUACCGGACGUAUCGGACAAGUCCAGUACAGUCCCACCGGACGUACUAGACAAAGCGGUUGACAAGGCUGGACAGAAUGACGUUUAA